Sorex araneus (European shrew) is the source of this 1334-nucleotide messenger RNA. RefSeq names its product atonal bHLH transcription factor 7 (gene ATOH7). The transcript has a single exon. NCBI's taxonomy places the organism in Eukaryota, Metazoa, Chordata, Mammalia, Eulipotyphla, Soricidae. The record is from RefSeq and is a predicted model, not a curated record. Gene Ontology annotation, molecular function: protein dimerization activity. The coding region runs from base 829 to 1227 and encodes 132 amino acids.
UAGCUAAAUCUUCUACCAAACUUGUGAUAUAUUAUCUCCUGAUUCCAAGACAGACAUGUUCACUCACACACAGUCACUGAAGAUUUAACAACUUGGGCUUCAGCUUUUGAUAGGUAAGCUGCCCGCCUAUGUGGGAAAAGAUGCACCAAGCUCUCCCUGACCCCCACGUCGUUAUUCUUCUGAGGCCAAUCAGGCCACUCCAGAUGGUGUGUAGGGGUUGAACCUAGUUCUGAACAAACUUCAACAGAUGAUGGCCGUGGUGUCAGGAUUUUGCUGGGCGUCGCCCCCUUCCCCGCCGGCAGUUCCCAGGGCUGGAAGGUGCUGAGACGGAAGGAGGGACGCCCGCCCACCUGCCACCACCUGUUCCCUCCUGCCGCCCUCUGCUAUAAAUUCUCCUCGCUCAAAGCCUCCUCCAGCGUGCUCCGACAGCUACUGCAGGAGGGGGUUGGAAAAGCGUUGGUCCUAUGCGAAGCGUCGGGGAUCCCACCGUGCAGAAAAGAAAUUCGCCAGCUUUCCCAGGUUUCCCAGAGGACUCGAUUAGGCGUUUCCCGAACCAGUCACACCAACUCCUGCCCCCUUUCCUUUUCAACUCCAUGCGUGGGGGCGGGGGGGGAAGGACUUUCUUCUGGGCAUCCCAGCUGGGACAGGGGAAGAGGCGCUAGGAGGUUUCGGCGCGGGAGGACGCUGCCAACCCGGAGUCCCCGGCGCGCGGCGCGGUGCCUGCACGGCCACUAAGGACAGCCACGUCGCGGCGCGGCUCGCUCACGCCGGGCCCCGCACAGGUCGCCAGCCGGCGGGUGGGCUCGGCGCCGUGACCGCACGCCCGGGAUGAAGUCGUGCAAGGCGGGCGGCCAGGUGGCGGGCCCGUGCGGCGGCCCCGGGCGCCUGGAGAACGCGGCGCGCCGACGCCUGGCGGCCAACGCGCGCGAGCGCCGCCGCAUGCAGGGGCUCAACACCGCCUUCGACCGCCUGCGCAGGGUGGUACCCCAGUGGGGCCAGGACAAGAAGCUGUCCAAGUACGAGACCCUGCAGAUGGCGCUGAGCUACAUCAUGGCCCUCACCCACAUCCUGGCCGAGGCCGAGCGCUUCAGCUCCGAGCGCGACUGGGUCGCGCUGCACCGCGACCGUUACCUCCCGUUCGCCGGCUCCAAGCUGCCGGCCGAGAGCGAGCACUACGGACAGAGGCUUUUCGGCUUCCAGCCCGAGCCGUUCCAGAUGGCCAGUUAGGGGGCGCGGCCCCGUAGGCACGAUCCGGGUCCCCGCGGUCCGCCCCGUGGCGCGCAGCCCUCCCUCCUAGUAGGGGCUCGCGGUGGUCUGGACUUGCAGUUACUUUU